Molecule: messenger RNA, 1098 nt
Organism: Exophiala spinifera
Lineage: Eukaryota; Fungi; Ascomycota; Eurotiomycetes; Chaetothyriales; Herpotrichiellaceae
Exons: 1
Coding region: 1-1098 (365 amino acids)
Source: RefSeq, a predicted model, not a curated record
AUGACCUCCAAGGUAAUGCGCAAGCUCCCGAAAGCGACAACCCGUUCCUCAGUUUCCUCAUGGACCGGUAGACCCUCAUCCCCGUCGCCGGGUCGAUGCCGCCACAAAUCUACCUCAGCUGGCAACAGUGCUCCGCGUCAGAUACUGCCUAGAAGGUAUUUGGCCCAGGUCAGACCUGAGCCACUGUCAGAACUAUGGUUCACUGCUUCCUCUCCGCGCUUCGGCCCUGCGGAUGAACUGCUUGGACCGCCCACGCCGGGAAAAGACUGUGACCACCAACCACCGGACGAGCGACUGCUGAAACUGGGUAAAAGUAACACACUCCUCAACCACAUUUUGCAAGGCGAAAAGCUGACCACAGUCAUAGCGCUACGACGACUGUCUCCUCUCCUUCCCGACAUCCUCACAAAACCCCUUCCUCAAGAAAUCCUGUCUCCGGACGUAACACUCCACCUCUUCCCUUCGACACACCCCCACCUCCCUGCUGUCAAGGGGAAAGUCGCAUACCGAGCCGCCCUGUGGACUUGCCCGGUCGCCUGGGGAUGUGUGCCCAUUGUCGGAAAUGUAAAGCUGAAAAUCAUCUCGGAAAAGAUAGUCCGGACGGGGUAUACGUACGCCAUUCCUCAGAGCGACGACGAACCCGCAGAUCUCAGCGCAGAGAAGCUGGUUGUGCGCUGGCAGACCGAGCCGAAGCAAAACGGCCAGACCUCCACGGCCUCGCACUUUUCAGCCUCCUCGUCAGCUGCGCAAGCCAACGAAGUAUCCCACGGUGGGAUCAACAGGGGCCUUUCGAAAUUGCUGGGCGGUGACAAGCCCAUUUUCAACCUCAGCAACGACGACGAAUUCUCUGGCUUGUUCAUCUUCACGUUCGACUCCGAGGGUCGCAUAGCGAGCCACACGAUCGAGCACGCUGACGAGGACAGUAGCUUUGACAAGACGAGCAAGGUCGUCACCCUCACCGACUGGCUGUUGGGCAAGGCUAGGUGGAACCGGGCCAAAGAGAAGGAGGAAGAACUCGUGCCGGGGCUGGCGAUGCGAGUGUGUAGAGAAGAGUGGGAUUUGGGAAGGAGACUUGGCCAGGGAAAUGGCCACAGAUGA